Messenger RNA from Rhizoctonia solani, 507 nucleotides. RefSeq lists its product as uncharacterized. The coding region runs from base 1 to 507 and encodes 168 amino acids. The transcript has 4 exons. NCBI's taxonomy places the organism in Eukaryota, Fungi, Basidiomycota, Agaricomycetes, Cantharellales, Ceratobasidiaceae. The record is from RefSeq and is a predicted model, not a curated record.
AUGCGUUUCUCCGUUGCUGCCUUUGUUGCUGCCUUUGUGCCUGCCCUUGUCUCGGCUGCCAACAUCACUGUCAUUGUUGGUGGUAAUGGCGCCCUCACGUACACUCCGGCGAACAUUACGGCUGCUGUCGGUGACUUUGUCGAGUUUGAAUUCCGUGACAAGAACCACACCGUCACUCAGUCUACCUUUGCCGAUCCAUGCACUCAAUUCAAGAAUGCUACGACUGUCCCCGUCUGGACCAUCCAAAUCGCCGAGACCUCUCCGAUCUGGAUGUUCUGUCUCCAGGGCAAGCACUGCGCAAACGGCAUGGUCUUCUCCAUCAACGCCAACGAGAGCAGCGACAAGUCCUUUGCAGCAUACAAGGCCCGCGCUGAGGCCACGCUCACUACCGGCAACGGUACGACUGGCAACACACCCAACAAUACCAAUGCUGCUGUCCCUUCACGUGCGGCAUUUGCUCCUGCCUCGCUUGCUCUCGUUGCGGCUGCUGCAGUCUUUGCUCUUUAA